AAAAAUGGAUGAGAAGAGAUACAGGAAGAACAAUGAGCCAAAGGCAAUAUCUCAUUCUCACCAUUCACUUCUUUUCUUAUAUACUAUCUUAUUUUCCUCUUGCUGGGUUGCCCUAUCAAGUGGAGAAGAAGUGGUUGGCUAUGGCUACACCAUUGAAUCUGUCUCUGUCAAUCUACCUGGCAAAUGGUUGUCUGCUAAUCUCAGCCUUAUCAAGAAUUCCAUUGUUUAUGGAGCUGAUAUUCCACACCUCAACCUUUUUGCCAGCUUUGAAACAGAGGAGAGUUUAAGAAUCCGAAUAACAGAUUCUGAAAACCGAAGAUGGGAGAUUCCACAAGAGAUCAUUCCUCGAAAAAACAACUCCCCAGAAAAAAAAAUUCAACACCAUGCCAUACAGGAAAACCUGCUCCUCUCCCACUAUAACUCUGACCUCCUUUUCACCCUCCGUGACACCACUCCUUUCAGCUUCUCGGUCACUCGCAAAUCGUCAGGGGACAUCCUUUUUGACACGUCCCCUGACGCAUCCGAUGCUGGCACUUUCUUAGUCUUCAAGGACCAGUAUAUCCAGCUCUCCUCCACGCUUCCUGAACACAGGUCUUCUCUUUAUGGACUUGGAGAGCACACCAAGAGCUCUUUCAAGUUGACACCUAACCAGACACUGACUUUGUGGAAUGCUGACAUAGGGAGUGUUAAUCUUGAUGUCAAUCUUUAUGGAUCCCACCCUUUCUAUAUUGAUGUCAGAUCACCAUCUGACGAUGGCAAAGUAUCAGCAGGGACUACUCAUGGUGUCUUGCUGCUUAAUAGUAAUGGCAUGGACAUUGUUUAUGGAGGUGAUAGGAUAACUUAUAAGGUUAUUGGUGGUGUUAUCGAUCUGUAUAUUUUUGCUGGACCAUCACCGGAUAUGGUUAUGGAGCAGUACACAGAGCUUAUUGGCCGGCCUGCCCCUAUGCCAUAUUGGUCAUUUGGAUUUCAUCAAUGCCGAUAUGGCUACAAGAAUGUUUCUGAUGUUGAGGGUGUGGUUGCUGGCUAUGCAAAAGCUGGGAUCCCUCUUGAAGUUAUGUGGACAGACAUUGAUUACAUGGAUGAACAUAAGGAUUUCACUCUCGAUCCCAUCAACUUUCCAUUGGAACAAAUGAAGCAAUUUGUUGAUAACCUUCACCAAAAUGGUCAGAAAUAUGUGCUGAUAUUGGAUCCAGGUAUUGGUGUGAACACAACAUAUGAAACUUACAUAAGAGGAAUGCAAGCUGAUAUAUUUUUUAAACGCGAUGGCAACCCUUACAUGGGUGUAGUUUGGCCUGGAUCAGUCUAUUUCCCUGAUUUUCUAAAUCCAGCUGGCAGAGAUUUUUGGAGUAAUGAGAUCAAAAUAUUCCGAGAUCUUCUCCCCUUUGAUGGUCUCUGGAUUGACAUGAAUGAGAUAUCAAAUUUCAUAACCUCCCCUCCCACCCCGUUAUCUACCCUUGAUGAUCCUCCCUACAGGAUUAACAACGCCGGCAUUCAACGACCUAUCAACAAUAGGACCAUUCCUGCAACAUCUCUACAUUUUGGUAACAUUACUGAGUACAAUUUUCAUAACCUUUAUGGCUUUUUGGAAUCCGAAGCCACCAAUGCUGGUCUGAAAAAUGCAACUGGUAAAAGGCCUUUUGUACUUUCUAGAUCAACUUUCGUUGGCUCUGGAAAGUACACUGCUCAUUGGACUGGAGAUAAUGCUGCGACAUGGGAUGAUCUAGCGUACACCAUUCCAUCAAUUUUGAAUUUUGGACUGUUUGGAAUUCCAAUGGUUGGUGCCGACAUAUGCGGUUUCAGUAGAGACACGACAGAAGAGCUUUGUCGUCGCUGGAUCCAGCUAGGUGCCUUUUACCCUUUCUCAAGAGAUCACUCGGAUCUAGACACCAGACGGCAAGAGCUUUAUCUCUGGGAUUCUGUUGCUGCAACAGCAAAGAAGGUUCUUGGCCUUCGCUACCAGUUACUUCCCUACUUCUACACAUUAAUGUAUGAGGCACACAUUAAGGGGAUCCCUAUAGCACGACCUCUUUUCUUUUCAUUCCCUCAAGACCUCAAAACUUAUGACAUCAACUCACAAUUUCUGAUUGGCAAAGGUGUAAUGGUAUCACCUGUAUUGGAGUCAGGAGCUACUUCAGUUAACGCGUACUUCCCUGCAGGAAAUUGGUUUGACCUCUUCAAUUACUCUAAUUCAGUUACUGUAGAUACUGGAAAGUACACAGAACUAAGUGCGCCUGCAGAUCAUAUAAACGUUCAUGUUCAUGAAGGAAACAUCUUGGCCUUGCAAGGUGAAGCCAUGACGACAAAAGAAGCUCGAAAAACAGCAUUCCAUCUGCUGGUAGCUCUUGGCAGCACUGGAAACAGCACAGGGGAAGUUUUCAUGGAUGAUGGGGAGAGUGUGGAGAUGGGAGGGGAGGAAAAGAACUGGAGCUUUGUGAGAUUUUACAGUGAGAUAGUAGGAGAUAUGGCAAUGGUUAGAUCAAACAUCACAAAUGGAGAAUUUGCUUUGAGCCAAAAAUGGAUUGUAAGUAAAGUAACAUUCAUAGGAUUAGAAAAGACUAAGGGUUUCAAGUGGUAUGAGUUGCAGACUUCCAAGGAAACAAAGAGUGGAAAUUCAGGCGCCAAGACAAGCUUUAAUAGAAAUGGAGAGUUACAUAUGCUUGAGAUGUCAGACCUUUCUUUGUUCCUAGGAGAAGAGUUCAAGUUAGAGGUGAAAUUUAGCAUGUAAGGAUUGACAGCAAAUAUUUUCUACCAUAAAGUUGGCAAGAAUAAAAUCCAAUAAAAAGAUUGCAAUUCUUGAAA
Populus trichocarpa (black cottonwood) is the source of this 2799-nucleotide messenger RNA. Its product is annotated as alpha-glucosidase. Gene Ontology annotation, molecular function: carbohydrate binding; hydrolase activity, hydrolyzing O-glycosyl compounds. Gene Ontology annotation, biological process: carbohydrate metabolic process. Bases 5 to 2725 code for a protein of 906 amino acids. NCBI's taxonomy places the organism in Eukaryota, Viridiplantae, Streptophyta, Magnoliopsida, Malpighiales, Salicaceae. The transcript is spliced from 5 exons. The record is from RefSeq and is a predicted model, not a curated record.